Molecule: messenger RNA, 1078 nt
Organism: Cladocopium goreaui
Lineage: Eukaryota; Dinophyceae; Suessiales; Symbiodiniaceae
Source: the annotation of a GenBank genome assembly
CAAUCCAGUGUGCUGAUGGCUAGUUACGGGUUAGACGAAGAGCAGGAAUAUGAAUACGUCGAUGAGGUGACUGGCUUUAGCUUUGAAAUUCCGGAGGGCGUCCAAGCAGGAGUAACAAUGAAGGUGUUUGGACCCCACAAUGUGACGCUUCACGUCCCUAUGCCCAACAAUGCUGAAGCUGGCGAUAGGAUGCACAUGGUUAAAUCGGAUGGCAAGUGGAGAAUCGAUCAUGUUACACGUGGCGAAGCAAAUGUUGCGCAAAUGUUGUCCAUACCCCAGGCAAAAACAGUUGAUGACCUUGCCAAAGACCUUGGUCAGCCACAUGUUUGUAGUGUAGAACUACGGACGACCAAAGGUAUGAUCAAUCUCAGGGUGGUGCCGAGCUGGGCACCCAAAGGUGCGCAGCGCUUUCUGCAGCUCGUCACUGACAAGUACUACACUGACCUUCCUGUUUACCGAGCUGUGCCAGACUUUCUGGUGCAGUUCGGAGUAUCUGGCGAUGAUCGAAAUUGGAAGUAUGAGGCCAUCGAAGAUGAUGACUCCAGGGGAGUUCCCUUUUUGGAGGGCAUGGUGUGCCUUGCAGCCAGCAGUCAGAACAGCCGGAUGGCUACGCUUUGCAUUUUCUUGACCGACUUCCCUCAGCUGGGGAAGAAGAGCUGGGAAACACCGUUUGCGCGGGUGUCGGAAGAGUCGCUACCCGUGCUUCGAAGCAUCUACACUGGUUAUGGGGAUAUGCCUCAGUGUGGUGGUAGUGGUCCGGACCCAAUUCAAUUGCAGGAUAGAGGGAACAGCUACAUUAAAGAGAGCUUCCCGAAAUGUGACUAUGUGGAGUCGGCUGAGUGGGUGUCGUGAGAGGCCCUGGAUAGCAUUCACAGAAUGUUUCGUACUAGACUUAGGGUGCGGGGAAAGUAUCCGCACUGCUUGUCUUCGUUCACAACUGUAGUGCUCCCUUAAGCGGAGGACUCUUCGACAAAUCCUGUCAUCAAAUGCCUUAACGCGCCCAUUCGUCUCACAGACUCCGCCGGAACAUAUCCAGCAGAGAAUGCGAUGUCUUCCCGUGUGGAUCAGAGACGUUUGA